Messenger RNA from Soboliphyme baturini, 588 nucleotides. NCBI's taxonomy places the organism in Eukaryota, Metazoa, Nematoda, Enoplea, Dioctophymatida, Soboliphymatidae. The record is from the annotation of a GenBank genome assembly.
AUGAAGAAGGCUGUUAUAGCAGACUACUUUGGAAUACAUUCUAAAUAUAACGGAAGCAGCGAUUAUGAUAUUGCGAUUGGUCGAUUCGUGGUCAGAAGCGAGGAACGACCUCGGGCAUGCCUGCCUACGUCGGAUGACACUCUGGGGAACGGCAUGCUACUGUACUACAUGGUUUUUCGUCGUAAAAAUAUCAUAUCGCGAAAAUACAUGUCCCAUACGUACGGCAUUCUCUUCCGAAUCAAUGAACUCAAAGCAUUAGUCAGAUACAGUGUCGCUGGAAUUUCAAGUCUGAACGAGCCCGUGGCUGACGACUGGAAUAGACCUACUCUUCAGCCAGUAAACGCGACCAAAGGCAGUCAACAGAGAGUGAAUAAAUGCCAUUUAAUGGGCAAUGCGGAUGUUCAGUGGUUUGGCCCGUGGAUACAAGGUGCGAUACAAUACAUCGAGCAACACUGUUUCGCGUUCUUCCAUUUCAUCGGCAAGUUUCAGGGUGUCAAGGAGUCCGGGUAUGAAGGCCAACGUAUCCUUCUUCAGUGCCCAUCGAGCGAGAGUUGUCAAAAACUGUGGACUGUUCGUUUCGCGCAGUGA